UGGCGGGACCUCUUUAAGAAUAACCCGGGGCCAUUCACUGAAUCGGACUAGCACAACCAGCCGAACAACGCCAAGCUUCAGAAUUUCCAGCACUGGCCCGGUCACGUCUCCUGCUCCCGCGCCCGCUCCCGAAUCUGGAUCUGCCUCGACCGCACCCAACUUGCGAUUCAACGAGCCGAUUCUGUCCGCCGGCGGAAUUGCGGCUCUCGCUACCAACAUAAUGCCACCUCCAUUCCCUCGGCCGUCAAUAUGCGGCCUUCAAAACGCCUUCGCCUCCUGCCGCAUCUCGACAACGACGACGACGACAACGAGGAGGGCAGCCACAUCAACGACCCAGACGACAACGGCACACGCAACACCGCUAUGGCGAGCAUUCAGCACUACCCCCUCAGCAGCCCAAUCUUUCGCGGUCCCUCCCGAAUCCCCCAAAUUCAUCAGCCUCGAGGAGCCGCCGCAGUCGUCUGAGAUGAAGCUGCCGCCAGUCAAGGGCCACCUGCCCGUGCCGCGCGACGUGUUCCCCAAGCGCGAGGGCAACCGCAAGGUCAAACCCGAGUACCUCGAGGCGACGCGGCCCAAGUCGAAGGCCGAGCUGGCCGGGCAGCCGCCGCGGUCCGCCGAGGAGGCCCGGCACCGGCUGAUGGCGGCGGCGCGGCGCAGCGCGCUGGCGUCGGGCCUGCAGGGGCUCUACGUGCGCAAGAAGCAGCGCGAGAAGCGGCGGCGCGAGGCCGCGGAGGCGAACCGCAAGGCCAACCUGGCGGCGGCGACGGCGCCGGAGCGGCUGGACGAGGUGCUCACGCGGCCGACGGUGCGCGCGGCGACGGCGCUGAACACCGCGGUGGUGCCGGACCCGAACCGGUUCGCGGCCGCGGAGGAGGCGCGCGCGCGGCACCAGCAGCGCGAGGAGCUCAAGGCGGAGGCGCGGCGCGACGCGCUGGCCCAGCUGUACGUGGCCGCGCAGAGCUUCAUCGUGGACGAGGCCGAGCUCGAGGCCCGCGUCAACGCCAUCUUCACCCCCGACUACCACAAGUACGCCGCCGGCGGCCGCGGCGAGAGCAUCUGGGACCUGCACGGCGCUCCCAUCAGCGUCGCCGAGCUGCGCCAGGAAGCCAUGGGCUCGUCCAACAACCUGACCGAGGCCCAGAGGGCGCCCGUCAUCAAGACGACGCAUCGGCAGAAGGUGGUGGCAGAGGAGUUGACGGGCGGCAAACUGUGAGGCUACUAGUACUCUGGCAGGAAGCUUUGUACGUACGUGGACGUGAGGGAGGAUGUGUGGCAGGCCUGCUCGCCUGGGAUGCCGUUGUGUAUCAACCUGGAACCC
Molecule: messenger RNA, 1318 nt
Organism: Thermothielavioides terrestris NRRL 8126
Lineage: Eukaryota; Fungi; Ascomycota; Sordariomycetes; Sordariales; Chaetomiaceae
Exons: 1
Coding region: 467-1213 (248 amino acids)
Source: RefSeq, a predicted model, not a curated record